UUGCAUCACAAAGAGUUUUUGAACUCUUAGUGUAUUAAUCCAAGAGAACAACCAAAGGUGAUGGCCUGGUUUAGAGGUACUAGCAACCGUGGUUUCUCUUCAUGGGGACAUCAAAGUUUACUGUUGGUAGUGGAGCUGGUGACCAUUGUGUUGCUUUGUUGCAUGACUGUCUAUUCAGUUGGAGAGGUUCAGACCCACAACUUCAUUAUACAGUCCACAAGGGUGACUAGAUUAUGCAAAACCAUCAAUGUAAUAACGGUGAACGGUCAAUUACCAGGCCCAACCCUUGAAGUCAAUAACGGUGACACCCUCAUUAUUAAUGCUGUCAACAGGGCAAGAUACAAUGUCACCCUCCAUUGGCAUGGGAUCAGACAAAUUCGAACAGGGUGGGCAGAUGGACCUGAGUUUGUCACGCAAUGUCCAAUUCGACCUGGUGGGAGCUACACUUACAGGUUCACCAUUGAGAAUCAAGAAGGCACAUUAUGGUGGCACGCACACAGCUCAUGGCUACGGGCCACUGUGUAUGGAGCCCUCAUUAUUCACCCUAAACCUGGUGCUUCUUACCCAUUUACUAAGCCCAAAAGAGAAGCCCCCAUCAUUUUAGGGGAGUGGUGGAAUAGGAACCCAAUAGAUGUUGUGAACCAAGCAACUCGGACCGGAGCGGCGCCUAAUAUCUCGGAUGCUUACACCAUCAACGGCCAGCCCGGAGACUUGUACAACUGCUCUAGCAAAGACACUGUGGUCAUUCCAGUGGCCUCUGGCGAGACCAACCUCUUCAGGAUCAUCAACGCUGCACUCAAUGCCGAGCUCUUCUUCAAAAUAGCCAAUCACAAGUUUACAGUGGUCGCUGUCGAUGCCUCAUACACGAAGCCCUACACCACCGAUGUCUUGAUGAUCGCCCCUGGCCAAACCACAGACCUUCUCGUGACAGCUGACCAAGCCCCCGGCCGAUACUACAUCGCGGCCCGGGCCUAUGCUAGUAACAUAAAUGUUGCCUUUGAUAACACCACCACAACAGCAAUCCUCCAGUAUCAGGGCUUACCUUGCCCUGCACCCGGCACUUCGGCCCCGCAGCCUAUAAUGCCAUCCUUGCCUUUCUAUAAUGAUACAAAUACUGCGACUAGGUUCACAACAAGCCUCCGGAGCUUGAACUCCAGGGAGUUCCCAGCUCGUGUGCCGCAAAGUGUGGACGAGAAUUUGUUCUUCACUGUGGGGUUGGGAUUGUUUAACUGCCGUACGGGGCAAAUGUGUGGAGGGCCAAACAACACACGAUUUGCUGCCAGCGUGAACAACAUCUCAUUCGCUCUUCCACAAAGCUUGUCCAUUUUGCAGGCACACACAUACGGGGUAAACGGGGUCUUUACGCGUGAUUUCCCACGAGUGCCACCAGUGCAGUUCGACUACACAGCGCAGAACGUGAGCCGCGCACUCUGGCAACCGGUGCGGGGCACCAGGGUGAAGCAAAUGAAGUUUGGGUCAGUAGUGCAAGUGGUGCUGCAAGGGACCAAUAUAGUUAAUGGUGAGAACCACCCCAUGCAUCUCCAUGGCCACGAUUUCUAUGUUCUCGCUGAAGGAUUCGGGAACUUCAAUCCUUCAAGGGACACUAGCAACUUCAACUUAGUGGAUCCACCAUUGAGGAACACUAUGGGUGUUCCUAUUAAUGGAUGGGCAGUUAUCCGAUUUGUAGCAGAUAAUCCAGGAGUAUGGCUGAUGCACUGCCAUUUCGAUGUGCAUAUCAACUGGGGCUUGGCCAUGGUCUUCCUGGUCGAGAAUGGAAUAUCUGAAUUGGAGAGUUUGGAGCCUCCACCAAUUGACCUGCCCCCAUGCUAAGCACAUCACAUACUCAUUUCACCAUCUCUCUCUCUCUCUCUCUCUCUCUCUCUCUCUAGUUUAAAUGGAAGCAUUAGGCAAGAGACUUUCUUCUGAUCCUUUCAUUUUUGUUACUUGAGGUGCAUUUGGUUUUCAGUAUCAGAUGAAUUUUGAUUAGAAUUCUCUUAA
This is a messenger RNA of Amborella trichopoda, 1998 nucleotides long. RefSeq names its product laccase-12. Gene Ontology annotation, biological process: lignin catabolic process. Gene Ontology annotation, molecular function: copper ion binding; hydroquinone:oxygen oxidoreductase activity. The record is from RefSeq and is a predicted model, not a curated record. NCBI's taxonomy places the organism in Eukaryota, Viridiplantae, Streptophyta, Magnoliopsida, Amborellales, Amborellaceae. Gene Ontology annotation, cellular component: apoplast.